GAACAUGGUUCGUUCCAAAAUGGCGGCGGUUUCUGUCAAUAUGGAGUGAAACUUUCCCAUUUUUAGCUCGAAAAUUUUGCGAUUUUCCCAACACCUUUUCCGACGUGUAGUGACACUUUUAAGAAAAUAAGCGUCGUCCCGCUCCACCGACGUUCGUCGCUGACCGAUCGGAUCGCACGGCGUCGUUGUGUUGGACGUUUGUGAGCCCGAUCCCUUGGCUGGAAGUUGAUGUGUGUGACAUUGCGAUCAUACCGACUGUUGUCAUCGUCAGGUUUCUCAACGCGGAACCGUCCGCUGACUGUCUACCGGCCGUGGGGCUCGUCAGCUUGCCGAUAAGUGUUUUUCGUUCGGCUGGGUUCGUGAAGAAGCGUGUGGACGUGUCGCUGCUGUUGGAUGUUACCAGCACUCAGUGUCAGGCUCACUUUGGUUUGCUAGCAUCGUCCAUCCUGGCAAAUCAAAUGGAGAAGCUUCAGGACCUGAGCCAAUCAGAGCUGCAGGAGCUCCUGGACAACUCGGAGAGGGUGGAGUCUAUGGCUCUAGAGUCCGACGAGAUCCAGAACAUCCAGCUGGAGAGAGAAAUGGCACUGGCAUCAAACCGCAGCCUGGCCGAGCAAAACCUGGACAUGAAACCUCGUCUGGAGUCACAGAAGGAGAUGCUGGUGGGGAGAUAUUCUGAGCUUGAGGCAGUUAGAGAAAAGUACAAAGAACACCGUGCACUGAGAGAUGGGAUGGCUGGUCAGGUGUCUCCAGAAGCGAUGUUCUCCAGACUACAGGCAGAGGGCGCCAAAACGGAGUCAGAGUCAGAGGUGCUCGCUGAUGAGUUUCUAGAGGGCUCUCUGUCUUUGGACUCCUUCCUUGAUGGAUUCCUCUCCCUGCGUUCUCUCGCUCACAAAAGAAGGGUACAAAUAGAGAAAUUCCAGGAGCUUUUGAGACAGAGGAGCGAGGGCAAUCCCACCACCGCGACAUCAACGGCAUGCAUUAACCAUGAUCCCGCCGCCACGCCAUCACCAUGGAAUCAACACACGACAACAGCAACGACACCGCAGCAGCCGAACUCCAAACCUCAGCCCACCAGCUACCAAAAUGCCUCUCAGUCCACCUCAUCUGCCGGGGGGUCUUCUGGCCUCCCUUACACCCCUUACCCAGUCGCUCCACCCAACCCUCCCCCAUCCGCUGCCGCAGCAGGUUCUGGUCCACCAAAUCCUCCGUCACAGUUCCCUCCAUACCCAAGUUCCGGUUCUCCUUUUACUCCAGCAGCAGGCUACUCGGGCACCAGGCCUGCUUUUGGGCCUUCAGCUUCAUCCACCUGCCCUUAUCCAACCCAGCCCUCCUUCCCUGCACCAAGCCCAGGCUCAGCAUUCGGGCAGUACACCCCCAGCCAACCCCAGAGAGGCCCAGCACCCUACCCAGCAUCCUACACCUAUGGCGGCUACAGCUAUCCAGCUGGGCCCACCUACUCCAGCUCAGAGUCACCGACAGGGAGACCCAUCUACAGACCAGGAUAUGGAGUGCCGCAGCCAUUCUCCUGAGAGCACUGCUGAUCAUCUACACAAAUCUCCUCCUCUUUCCUGCCUUGUUUUCUGAACUCCCUUCUCCCUGAAGUCCUCUCCUUCCUCUCUUUACCUUCACCAACUACCCUCUGCCUUUCACCCAUGAUCCUCCCUGACAGUCUGAUUCAAGAUGGUCUUCGCUUUACUUAACUUUGUUGCACUAUUUCUCUCUAUUGGUCUCUUUCUCUCUUUCCUUUGCCCCCCCAGUGUCACGACCCCAUCCACAUCCCACCCCAAUUGCCCACACUAGUCUCAGGUUGUUUUGUUAAGACUCUACCUUGUGUUUGUCCCCUUAAUGCAUUAACUCCCUGUCUCCACACUUCCCCUCCUGCUCUACAUCUAGUGUGUGUUGUUAUUUGGCAAUCAGUGUGUCCUUAUAAACACACACUUACACUCCAUCACAGUCACAGUCCAGUAUGUGUUCAGCAGUCAGUCAGUCUGGGAUACAUUGUGUCUGUAGGGAUGGGGGUAAAUAAUAAUAAUAAUAAAAAAAAUCCACCUGCAUUAAAGACUCUUGAGGGACAUUCUUCAGAUGUUUGUUUCCAAGGUUGGAUUAGUGGAUUAAAAUGGGAUUGAGGCCCCUAUAGAGUUCCCGUUAUAAACUGAAUAUGCAGAGUUUUGUUGGGUGUAGCUGAUGAAACCAGGGUGUAGUCUCGUCUACAGCUGCCUGGUAUAUCGGCACUCACACACACACACACCACAUGGACUAUUUCACCUGUAUGUGGCAAAUGAUAGAAGAAGUAGGUUUUAGUUUUCAGUUUCAUCACACACAAGUAACUGUGGGCACUGUGGCCAAAAACACAUCACAUCAUUGAUUGAUUUUCUUCAACCAAAGAUCCUCAAGUUUGUCGCGUCCUUCAGUCUGAGGCUUUUGGACAUUGCUGGCUAUAAGUUUGGGCUGGUUUUGCUUCAGUUGUUGACUGUUGAUGCAACAGUUGACACUCAGAUGAAAAUGGUAGUUGUUUGUGGGUGUGGCUACAGGCAGUGUGGCCGCAUUGUAAUGUUUUAGUUCCGCUCGCUCCCAAUGAGCUACGGAUCAUCCUGGUGGCGAAACGCAGAGCUGGAAACUGUCAGAGUUAAAGGAAAAGUUAACUCUGUUAGAACUAAAUCAUGUUAAAACAUUGUUGGAAAUCAAGCCUCUGAGUGCCAGACUAAACUUUGAUUGCUUCAGUUGCACGAAAAAGCUUUUUGUUUGUUAUUUUUUGUGAGUUAAUAAUAUGGCGUCCGUACCUGCAGAUAAAAAUGUAGCAUGUUUUCCAAAUAGCAGUGAACUAGGUUUGCAGAGGAUGAGAGGGAUCAGGUCUGUCUGUCUGUUCACAAGUAAGGUUAAAGGGAUGUAAUUAACCCCAGUUUGCCAAAGUUGAACAUAAACAGUUUUCUGUCAAAAUGGUGUAAUUGUAAGCCUUUCUGGAAUGAUAUCUGCAAAAAGGUUGGCGUUAUGUAUAUGUGGCAGGGACUUCAGUAGUAUGAACUGGAUUCAUCACGUAACUCGGAGCUGCGAUGUAAGUAAUUUUGCCAUUUUCCACACCUUAGACAAAUUCUGCAGUGGAAUCAGCUCAAUAUUCCCAUUUUGUCGCACAUCUGGUCUCUGCAGUCUUUGCAACUUGCGCUGAUGCGCCUCUAUGGUGAAAACUGCAUUUAGAGCCCUGCUGCAGGCUUGCUGUUGAUAACCGUGUAUUUCCUUUGACAGGAUUUCUCUCACGUCAUGCAGUCCAAAGCUGAAUUCUGCACUCGCAGGCUUGAUUACUGACAAUAUUUUAAUAAGACUUAAGUUCGUAUUUACAAUUAAACUGAAGUUCUCCUUUAUACAUCUUAGCAACAAAAAAUGGCUGUCUGAAAUCAAACAUACGUUUUAGACUGCCCUCCUGCCUUCACUGUAAAUUAAACACAUGGAAGUGAUUAAAAACCUUCCUUUUGCUGCAAAAUGUAGACCUGCGGUUUACAGUGAAUUUGAUAGUUUUUACAAAGCGUGAAAGGCUGCAGCUUUUCCACUUGCUGUCUUUAUUUGCAGCGUUUAUAGAAUCAUUUGGAUUUUAAUUCCUGUGUAAUCUGACCUGCGGCUAAUAACUCCAGGCCCAGUGUAGAUAAAAUCGACUUGAACGUAAUGCUCUCUGAAGAUUCAUGCCACAAAUGGCAAAAAUUCUUCCACUUUGUGUUCCAUCACUCAUCUGUGACCCCUGAACACCGUCACUUCCAUCCAUCUACAAACUUUCAUCGCUCUUCUUCCUCUCCAGAUUUGCUUGUUCAACAUGAGCUGAUACUUGACAAUGAAUAUAAGAUGAAAAUGUUUAUUUCU
Messenger RNA from Thalassophryne amazonica, 3846 nucleotides. It is a transcript of the gene vps37c, whose product is annotated as VPS37C subunit of ESCRT-I. The transcript is spliced from 5 exons. Lineage: Eukaryota; Metazoa; Chordata; Actinopteri; Batrachoidiformes; Batrachoididae. The record is from RefSeq and is a predicted model, not a curated record. The coding region runs from base 459 to 1529 and encodes 356 amino acids. Gene Ontology annotation, cellular component: ESCRT I complex. Gene Ontology annotation, biological process: ubiquitin-dependent protein catabolic process via the multivesicular body sorting pathway; protein targeting to vacuole; protein targeting to membrane.